AUGCCAUCUAGGAAGCGCCUAGAGAACAAAGCCCGUCGUCGGCGCAAUCCCGUUCAGCUCAAUGAUUUCUUGCGCGGCGAUGACGAGCCAAUUCAAAUCACAACACCAUUAUCAUCAAAUGAAUCUCAGUCACAGACGCCGUCUACUCCAAAUGCCAACACAAGCUCCAUAGGCACCAUCCCAUCGAAGGACCUGUUCGAAAGCGAUGUGACUCCCGUUAUGACACCCACACCGCAGACCGACACCUACCAACCAACUGUUAAUGUCUGGCGCUCACCCAAGGAAACCACUCAGCCCGAAGCUAACUAUAAUGUGAGUGCCGAGGAGUAUCCGGAUUUGGGCAAGCGUUUGAAGAGAGCCAAGCAACCAACGCCGACGAUGACAAACCUGGAGAACGGCGCCACUGGCUCGCGCCUUCGCAGUCGUCGUAGUCGCAUAAUAAAUCCACCUGUGCUGGCCAACUUUUUGCCAGAUUCCGUGCUCCCGACGUCGAGCAACAGCAAGCAGCAAUCUGUGGCCAAUUGGCUAUCGUCAGUACGUUCUAGCGACAGCCAUGGCACUGCCAACGACCAGGCAAGCUGCUCUUUUUCGAACAAGAUUACACUGCUGAGAAGGGAUUCAGCCCAGGAGCUCGGGCAAAAAAGUGCUGCCCAGUCCUCCCCGAAGGAGAAACAUACCGAACAGCAGCAGCAGAAUACUCCAGCUGAAGCCCAAGAGCAGCAGAAUACUCCACCUAAAGUCCAAGAGCAGCAGACAAUUCCGGCUAGUGCUGUCAAGCAUCAGCAGAACACAACUAAUAAUUCUUCAACGCCGCAGCAGAAGAGUUCUGUCAGUUCUUUACAGCAGCAGAAAGUAAGCGCCGCAAGAUCUCUUUCACAGGAGCAGAAGAAAUCUUCUGGCAAUCUUACUCAACAACAGCAGCAGAGUUCUGUCAGUUUUUUGCAGCAGCAGAAAGAAAGCCCAGCAAGAUCUCUCCCACAGGAGCAGAAGAAAUCUUCUGGUAAUCUUACCCAACAACAGCAGAAGAGUUCUGUCAGUUCUUUACAGCAGCAGAAAGAAAGCGCCGCAAGAUCUCUUUCACAGGAGCAGAAGAAAUCUUCUGGCAAUCUUACUCAACAACAGCAGCAGAGUUCUGUCAGUUUUUUGCAGCAGCAGAAAGAAAGCCCCGCAAGAUCUCUCCCACAGGAGCAGAAGAAAUCUUCUGGUAAUCUUACCCAACAACAGCAGAAGAGUUUUGUCACUUCUUUACAGCAGCGGAAAGAAAGCGUGGCAAAAUCUUUCCCACAGGAGCAGAAGAAAUCUUCUGGCAAUCUUACUCAACAACAGCAGAAGAGUUUUGUCACUUCUUUACAGCAGCGGAAAGAAAGCGUGGCAAAAUCUUUCCCACAGGAGCAGAAGAAAUCUUCUGGCAAUCUUACUCAACAACAGCAGAAGAGUUCUGUCAGUUUUUUGCAGCAGCGGAAAGAAAGCGUAUCAAAAUCUCUCCCACAGGAGCAGAAGAAAUCUUCUGGCAAUCUUACUCAACAACAGCAGAAGAGUUCUGUCAGUUUUUUGCAGCAGCGGAAAGAAAGCGUAGCGAAAUCUCUCCCACAGGAGCAGAGGACAUCUAGCAAUCUUUCUCAACAACAGCAGAAGAGUUCUGUCAGUUUUUUGCAGCAGCAGAAAGAAAGCCCAUCAAGAUCUUUCCCACAGGAGCAGAAGAAAUCUUCUGGCAAUCUUACUCAACAACAGCAGAAGAGUUUUGUCACUUCUUUACAGCAGCGGAAAGAAAGCGUGGCAAAAUCUCUCCCACAGGAGCAGAAGAAAUCUUUUGGCAAUCUUACUCAACAACAGCAGAAGAGUUCUGUCACUUCUUUACAGCAGCGGAAAGAAAGCGUAGCAAAAUCUCUCCCCCAGGAGCAGAAGAAAUCUUCUGGAAAUCUUACUCAACAACAGCAGAAGAGUUCUGUCAGUUUUUUGCAGCAGCAGAAAGAAAGCCCAGCAAGAUCUUUCCCACAGGAGCAGAAGAAAUCUUCUGGCAAUCUUACUCAACAACAGCAGAAGAGUUUUGUCACUUCUUUACAGCAGCGGAAAGAAAGCGUGGCAAAAUCUCUCCCACAGGAGCAGAAGAAAUCUUUUGGCAAUCUUACUCAACAACAGCAGAAGAGUUCUGUCACUUCUUUACAGCAGCGGAAAGAAAGCGUAGCAAAAUCUCUCCCCCAGGAGCAGAAGAAAUCUUCUGGAAAUCUUACUCAACAACAGCAGAAGAGUUCUGUCAGUUUUUUGCAGCAGCAGAAAGAAAGCCCAGCAAGAUCUUUCCCACAGGAGCAGAAGAAAUCUUUUGGCAAUCUUACUCAACAACAGCAGAAGAGUUCUGUCACUUCUUUACAGCAGCGGAAAGAAAGAGUAGCAAGAUCUCUCCCACAGGAGCAGAGGACAUCUUCUGGCAAUCUUACUCAACAACAGCAGAAGAGUUCUGAAAGUUCUAGACAACAGCAGCAGAAGAUAAGAUCGCCUGGCAAAUUGCAACAGCAGCAACAGAAGAGUCCUGCAAAUACCGUAGGGAAUCAGAAGAAGCGGAAGUCUCCUGGCAUUCAACAGGCCUGGCAUCAACAAAUGAGCCCAGGAAAUUCUUUCCAGCAGGAGCAGCACAAAUCUUCGGGGGGGACACUCACAGAGCAGCAGCAGCAGCCAAAGAGUCUUGCGAAAACAUUGAAGCAUCAGCCGAAAAGUCCGACAAACUCUGUUCAGCAGCAGCAACAUCACGUAGCCCAUAGUAAUCAGAGUCGGGCGCAGUCAGCGAGACCUGUCAAGCCCAUUCAUUCGCGCCCAAAGAGCCAGGAGAGAAAGGCUCCUGUUACAAACAAUUUCUCUGUGUCAAGCCGUCUACCCACCGAUGAGCGCAUCCAGCAGCCCACUCAAUUUUCGGGUCCCAGCAAUGCCAACGAUGUGGACGAGGAAGUUGUGCCGCCGACGCCAAACAACCAAAGUGAGAGAAUGCCGAGAAGAUUCCCACGGCGCGGCAACAACCGGCGGGUGGUGCGCAGUCUGCAGGCGUUCACUCGAGAGUUCACGCAGUCCUCGCCGGAGGCAUCGCCAGAGGGAUUGCCGGAGGGAUCGCCAGAGGGAUUGCCAGAGGUAUUGCCGGAGCGAUCGCCGGUAGGAUCGCCAGAGGGAUCGCCAGAAGUAUUGCCAGAGGGAUCGCCAGAGGUAUUGCCAGAGGAAUUGCCGGAGGAGUCGCCACAGCAAGAGGUGGUACAGUGCAAGCAACAUGAGCAACCGCAACAGGUGAAGAGCUUACCAGAAAACGAACCGAACUGCCGCAUGCAUCAAUUGGCUAUGCACAGCGCAUUGAACUCAGAUGCCCUGGAGUUCCGCCCUGCGGAAAGGCGUGAGGCCGGAGGAUUCAGUGAACGUGCCCAAGUUUGCCGAUUGAGCCGAAGACGUCGCCGCCAGCGUUUUUUGCGCUCUUUACACGUGGAACCAUUGCUCCCGUCAUACGAGCUAGUACCAAGCGAGCCACUGCGACCCGUGUGCCACGUGCCUGACUGCUGCUAUUACAGAGCCCCACCAUCAGUAAUCACUCCUGAGAUAGUUCAACCGCCGUCUCCACAACGACUGCCAGUCACCGUACCGGUCCAACCCAUGAUGCCACCGACAACGAUCGAGGUGUUUACCACCAGCAACCCGCCGCCCAUGGUCGUCUAUAAUCCGCAGUCGGGGAAUUUGUGGAGCAAUCCAUCACCAUAUAUGCCCAUUGAAAUCGAAAACAACAGGGUCAGCCAGUCGGUUUUUCGGCUUGCCAGCCUCCCGUGCACUGGGGUGGGCACCCCAACUACGGAUUCCUUUACCAGCUGGCCACCCCCCAGCCAGCACCACAGCCCCAGCCGCCUCCCAUCCAGUAUUUCCGGGCCCAGCCAGUUCUCGCAUACUCUCAGCUCGCCGCCGGUGAAGCGCCAGCAGCACCAAAAAUUAUCGCCAUCAAUCAUCCACCAGGACGAGGACCUAUUGUACAGCAGGUCUCUGUUGGAUAUGGACCGGGAGGAGACCCAGUGGGAGCAGCAGGGUCAGGAAUGGCAGUGGGAGUCGCCGCAGGAGUCCUCCAGGUUCCAGUCGCAGCCGCUGCCGCAGCCACAGGUCGUCGACGACGUACACGGCGUGCCAAACGCCGACGUCGCUAAGGACGCAGGACCACCGCUCGAGCGACACAAGAUAUUCCGAGCACCAUCACAGCACGGCCAGGACUAUCCCAAGCCGGAUCUUAACUGCGUGCCGUCCAGCAUCAAGAAGCUACAUCGUCUAAUUUCGUCCCAGUAUUCCGACUACUCAUUCGUCUACGCCAUGAGUGCUCAGCUCAGUCAGGACUGUGUGCCCAUGGAUUGCUAUGUGUACCUGAAGAUGGUACUGCUGGCCAGUAUCGUUUCAAUCGAAUCCGAUGAGGUGCGGGCUCCAAUUUCGCUAUGCAUCAUCGCCACCGACAGCCUGAUGGCCAAUCGCCUGAUGAACAAAGUUGGCCAACUGGCUCCACGCUACCUGGGACCUCACGACUACGGACUGCAACCCACCUUCAGUGCUUUGCCCACCCGCUUCAACUGGAUAGUGGCCAGUCCUUUACUAUUAGCUCAGCAGGGUGUUUACCACGCCGGCGAUUGGACUCGUCUGUCCAAGGAGCAGGGAUGCCAACUGGAGAAGUGCAUCGAAAAUGGAGCGGUCCCAGUGCCGCAGUUGCACAUCGAUCAGCCCUUGGAGGCAGCCGUUUGGACCCACUGGCAGCCUGACAACUCCAGCAAUCAGACACAGGCCCUCGCCAAAUUGUGCCCAAUCUUCGGGCUGCCCAUUUAUAUGGGUGCUCAGGUCAACAAGAGUCUCUGGAACUUUAUAAUCCAGCAGCACAGCGCUGAGGGACAAAAUGUGGUUAACGAUGGCUUGAACAUUCCCGAGGACGACAUGCGCAUGCUUAUCCAUCUGUUGCACCAGCGCAAGACCACCCUAACCGAUGGCGCCCAGCACAUGCUGCAAAAGUAUUACGUGAUCUCCAGGAAAGAGCGACCGACUGUCUUCUCCAGCAAGACGUAUAUAGUGCUGAAACAAUUUGCCGAGUGCUUUGCCAAACUGGCGCUGCGUCUGGAGGUCCUUGAAUCGGACGUUUGUGUGGCCAUCUUCCACUGCGAGCAUUUCGUGCAGAGCAUAUUUGGGGCCAAGGAAAACCAGGCACCGCCGGCGGUGAUCAAUUUCAAUGUGAUCUCCUGCAUCGAUCCGUACAUGAACGAGUUUGCCCGCUGGCUGCUUCAGUAUCUGGAUAGCUACGAGGACGAAGAGCUGGGAAUGAACGCGGCCAAGAGGCGACGCACUGAUAGCUGGGGCAUGCCCUAAACAUUUGGCAUCGAUUACGAGUCCAACUUGCCAUUGAUUUAGUAUUACUCGUAGAUUUAUAACCAUCGCACACUGGACCAAUUUUGAAUACCUUUUGUAGUUUUAUACAGAUGGAUUUACAACACGUCGUGUUUGUAAACAAAAUUGGCACUGAAGCCACACAACACUACCUCUCUAAUCUAUUCACUAUAACAAACAACACCUGAAGCGUUCAAAAGCAAAGUCUAUAUUUGUAAACAUUUGUUCUCCUCUUCCCCCUAUACCACAACACUUGAUUCAUUCGGUAUAUGUUUUGUGUAUAUCGCAUGAUGAUCGCGAAUAGUUCCUAAAAUUCUAUUCGCGAAAAUCAAGAACCAUUGUUUGUAAAAUCUUGUACCGGAUCGUUGGUAAUCGUUGAACAACGAUCUUUUUGGUAUUUUUGGGAAACUAAAUAUUUUCAAAAUUGUUUUUGAUACAAGUAUUAAAUUUAAAUGUGUGGCCACAAAUAUGUAUAACCUUUAUUUUUUUUUGAUACAACAUAUUUCUACGAAAUAUGAACAAACCUGAAAAUAACUGUGAAUAAUAUAUAAAAUACAUACUUUAAGUAAAGGAUGCCAAACAAAUUAAAAACAAAUAUGGAAAGAGCUGUCGAAAAUGUCCACUUUCUAGAGAGUUUUCGAUUUUUUCUCAUUUUAAAGUCCAAGAAAAAUAUCAGUCUGUUUAAUUUGUGUUUCAAAUGUUACAUUUGAAAGCCAGAGAUAUUUAGAUAGUUUUUUUUUUUAUGGUAAAUAACAAUAUAUCCACAGAAAAUAAUGAAACCUGAAAUGGGCUGUGAAUAAUAUAAAACUUAACUAUAAUUAAGUCAUGGACACCAAAAAGAAAGAACGACAGGAUGACAAACAAAUGUAUUUUUUUAAAAUACAGAACGAACAAUUACUUUGUUGACUACGUUAACCAUGUAAAGUAAACAGAAGUAUCCUCUUCAGUUUCAAAUCGAAUAAAAUUCAUUUGUUUAUUUAAAAAAAAACAAUUCUUUUUAUUAACUACCUUGUAUUGUUACAAAUAUUUAUACAUAGUUAUUGUUAUUAUUAGUUUCGUAUUUCUCAGUUUUUCUUUUGCUUUUGAUUAUCCUUUCCAACUGCCUGAGCAAAUCGUUCAGUUUUAGUCUUACGCGUAGUAAUGGGCCAAUAUAGUUUGACUCCCUAUUUCUCGAUUGGAUUGUACCAAUUAUACAUUUAUCAAAAUAUAUGGUAUAUUUUUUAUACAAUAUAAUAGAUAGGCAUACAAUAUUAUAAAGUGUUUGGGUAAAUUCACGAUGAAACUUCAAGUGUUCAAGAGUCAUGUUGGUAGUUACAUUUAAAUCGUUAUACAAUUUGUAUAUGUUUAUUGUUAUGUUCUAGGGUUUAUGAUAUAUAUGCGAGCAUAUAGAUAUCAGGGCGUCCAAUUGAGCAAGAAUUUCCAAAUCUUUAGUAUGUUGAACGCACUGCCACUAUUGGUCAGUGGUAUCCAUAUGAUUGGGUUGUAGAAUGGCGGUGUUAGUAGCAUGGGGCUGUCCUUGAUUUACAUUCGUUCGUUACAUUCUAAAACUAGAUAUAAAAAAUAGUUCUUAACUACAAUAUGACAAAGUAAAAUGUACAUAC
This is a messenger RNA of Drosophila santomea, 6971 nucleotides long. It is a transcript of the gene mei-218, whose product is annotated as protein FAM186A. The transcript is spliced from 5 exons. The record is from RefSeq and is a predicted model, not a curated record. NCBI's taxonomy places the organism in Eukaryota, Metazoa, Arthropoda, Insecta, Diptera, Drosophilidae. Bases 1 to 5352 code for a protein of 1783 amino acids.